Messenger RNA from Strongylocentrotus purpuratus (purple sea urchin), 1958 nucleotides. RefSeq names its product SNW domain-containing protein 1 (gene snw1). Bases 25 to 1743 code for a protein of 572 amino acids. Gene Ontology annotation, cellular component: spliceosomal complex. The record is from RefSeq and is a predicted model, not a curated record. NCBI's taxonomy places the organism in Eukaryota, Metazoa, Echinodermata, Echinoidea, Camarodonta, Strongylocentrotidae. Gene Ontology annotation, biological process: mRNA splicing, via spliceosome. The transcript is spliced from 14 exons.
GAAAGCUCAAAAUCGUAGGGGUUUAUGAUAUGGCGCAGUGUGCCAGUGCAGUGUGUGGAGAGAAUAUUUAAGAACCAAACUCAUCUGUUUCUGCAAUCAGUCGAGAUUAUCAACAAAUUUACGAUGGUGUCGCUUGCAGAUAUCCUGCCCAGACCCAAGCAAUGGAUACAAGAAGAUGAGGUGGACCUAAGAGCAAAAGAGUUGCGUGUGGUUUCAGUAUCAAGGAAUGCAGCUCCACCAUAUGGUCAUCGCAAGGGAUGGGUCCCUAGGUCUUUGGCUGAUUAUGGAGAUGGAGGAGCAUAUCCAGAGAUCCAUAUUGCCCAGUAUCCACUGGACAUGGGUCGUACAAAGACCAAUCAAUCUAAUGCUGUAGCUAAGACAGUGGAUGCAGAAGGCAAGGUUCGAUAUGAUGCCCUUGCUAGGAUUGGACAUGGCAAGGACAAGGUUGUACACUCAAGGCCUCAAGACCUACUUCCUAGAGUAAUGGGAGAUGAUGAUGAUCCAGAUCUUCAGAAACCAGAUGAAGAGUCCAUUGAAGAAACUGCUGAGAAGACUAGAUCAGCAUUGGAGAAGAUCGUCCAGUCCAAAAUAUCUGCAGCUCUUCCUGUUCGCCAUGCUGAGAAAACCGCACCUGCACAAUAUAUCAGAUACACACCAUCACAACAAGGUCUUGCCUUCAACUCUGGAGCUAAGCAGAGAGUGAUUAGGAUGGUAGAGGCACAGAAAGAUCCUAUGGAACCACCCAGAUUCAAAACAAACAAGAAGAUACCGCGAGGUCCUCCUUCACCACCGGCUCCUGUCAUGCAUUCACCAACAAGAAAGGUUACAGUCAAAGAACAGCAGGAAUGGAAGAUCCCACCCUGUAUCUCAAAUUGGAAAAAUCAAAAGGGUUACACUAUACCACUAGACAAGCGUCUUGCAGCCGAUGGCAGAGGACUACAGAACCCACAAAUCAAUGAGAACUUUGCCAAGCUGGCUGAAGCUCUCUACAUUGCCGACAGGAAGGCCCGUGAAGCUGUAGAGAUGCGUGCUGGUAUGGAGCGUAAGGUGGCACAGAGAGAGAAAGAGAAACAUGAAGAACAACUAAGGGCUAUUGCUGCUAAGGCACGUGAAGACAGAGCAGGCAUCAAAUCAGCUAUGGACAAUGAUGACGAUGUGAGAGAGCGAGACAAGAUAAGAGACGAGCGUCAUCGUGAUAGACAGAGGGAGAGGAACUUUGCCCGUGCAGCUCCUGAUAAGAGAUCACGCCUAGAGAAACAGAGAGAACGUGAUGUAAGUGAGAAGAUAGCCCUUGGUCUACCUAACGCUGGAGCAGGCAGAUCAGAUGAUGCACAGUUUGAUCAAAGGUUAUUCAAUCAGUCAAAGGGAUUGAACAGUGGCUUUGGAGGAGGAGAGGAUGAGAGCUAUAAUGUAUACAGUGAACCCUGGAGAAAAGAUCAGAAUGUUGCUAGCAACCUCUACCGACCCAGCAGGAAUGCUGACAAGGAUGUCUAUGGUGAUGACCUGGAUAAUCUAAUCAAGAAUAAAAAGUUUGUUCCUGACAAAGGGUUUGCUGGAGCAGACAGCUCUAGACGUCGUGAUGGUCCCGUCCAGUUUGAGAGAGAAGAGGAAGAAGAUGUGUUUGGUCUGGAUAACUUCUUUAAGACUGUGAAGAAAGCAGAUAAGAGGCAGGCAGAUGAGAGGAACAGAGAUGAUUAUGAGAGGGGAAGUAGCAGCAGUAGCAAGAGAAGAAAGGACUACUAGCUUCACAUUCUAUAAAUCUUCCCUCUAUAAUCCUAUGAAGCCACCUUCCGUGGGCUCCAUGCUACCUCUUUUGGGGGGUUGAAUUGUUUAGAUUCUGUAUUUACAAGCCCUUUGUAAAAUAAGUUUUUUGGGUCCGGACUUAAAUUCGCCCAUGUGUCCCGGGCGCCUAAGUGACAAGCCCUGCUCAUUCCUAUGUGACGUGAUUAACUACCCCC